Peromyscus leucopus (white-footed mouse) is the source of this 1730-nucleotide messenger RNA. It is a transcript of the gene Zdhhc1, whose product is annotated as zinc finger DHHC-type containing 1. Gene Ontology annotation, cellular component: Golgi apparatus; endoplasmic reticulum. The record is from RefSeq and is a predicted model, not a curated record. Bases 86 to 1546 code for a protein of 486 amino acids. Gene Ontology annotation, biological process: protein targeting to membrane; peptidyl-L-cysteine S-palmitoylation. Lineage: Eukaryota; Metazoa; Chordata; Mammalia; Rodentia; Cricetidae. Gene Ontology annotation, molecular function: protein-cysteine S-palmitoyltransferase activity. The transcript has 12 exons.
GGAGGAGGCAGGUCAUCGAGAGCAGCUAUGGCUACAUAAUGUUUUCAAGUCCUCGAGCAUUCACUGAGCAUCUACUAUAUACAAGAUGAACAUCUGCAACAAGCCCUCCAACAAGACAGCCCCUGAGAAGAGUGUGUGGACAGCGCCUUCCCAGGACAGCGGCCCUUCCCCAGAAGCGCAGGGCCAGCGGUCUCGCCGGAAUGGAUGGAGCUGGCCUCCUCAUCCACUCCAGAUCGUGGCCUGGCUGCUCUACCUCUUCUUCGCAGUGAUUGGCUUUGGGGUUCUUGUUCCCCUCCUGCCUCACCCCUGGGUGCCUGCUGGCUAUGCUUGCAUGGGUGCCAUCUUUGCUGGCCACCUUGUGGUGCACCUGACUGCUGUCUCCAUCGAUCCAGCAGAUGCCAAUGUGCGGGACAAGAGCUAUUCUGGGCCCCUGCCUAUCUUCAACCGCAGCCAGCAUGCACACGUCAUUGAAGACCUGCACUGCAACCUGUGCGACGUGGAUGUGAGUGCGCGAUCCAAACACUGCAGCGCCUGUAACAAGUGCGUAUGCGGCUUCGACCAUCAUUGCAAAUGGCUCAACAACUGCGUGGGCGAGAGGAACUACCGCCUCUUUCUACACAGUGUGGCAUCUGCUUUAUUGGGUGUUCUGCUCCUGGUGCUGGUGGCCACGUAUGUCUUCGUGGAGUUCUUUGUCAACCCCAUGCGGCUUCGUACCAACCAACACUUUGAAGUCUUGAAGAAUCACACAGAUGUGUGGUUUGUGUUCUUGCCUGCUGCCCCUGUGGAGACCCAGGCUCCUGCCAUCCUGGCCCUGGCUGCCCUCCUCAUCCUUCUAGGCCUGCUUUCUACAGCCCUGCUUGGCCACCUGCUCUGCUUCCACAUUUAUUUAAUGUGGCACAAGCUUACCACCUAUGAGUACAUCGUACAGCACCGCCCAGCUCAGGAAGCAAAGGAGACCCACAAGGAGCUUGAGUCAUGCCCCCGCAAGAUGCGGCCCCUACAGGAGAUGGAGUUUUACAUGAGGACCUUCAGCCAUGUGCGUCCAGAGCCCUCUGGCCAGGCCAGGCCCGCAGCAUUAAAUGCCAAUCCUUCCCAGUUUCUUGCCACCCAAGGCCAAGUGGAACCACCACUGCCCUCCUCCUCCUCAGACACACUGGCUCUGCCUCCACGGAUGCAACCCCAGAAAAAGAGGAAGCGGCGUGUGUAUCGAUUGCCGAGGUCUGGGGUCUUGGACCGGGAGCUCCCGCUGCCCAGGUUACGAGAGACUGGGACCCCUGGCCACCACUCCAGCUCUUCAUCGGAUUCCACCAAUGCCAGUCCGGUGCAUGCGGCUGGCUCUGCAGGCGCUUACUACUCAGCAUCAGCCGAGUCCAUGGAAGAGAUUCCAGUGGCCCAGACACGCCUGGGCAGUGCUGCGCUGGGCGCCCCAGGAGCCAGGGGCCGAGAGUCUGGGCUUGUGGUACAGACACGCUCGCCGGCCGUUUUUGUGAGCCCGAGCAGCGGCGAGCCCGGGGCACCUGGCGGCGGUGAAGAUGGCCUGCCUUAGUGUGAACUAGAGGCAGGAGGGCCGUGUAGGAACGGCCGGCCCGACUCUAUGCAACACCCCAUCUUCGCCGCACCGAGUGCAUUUUAGGGGGCUCAAGGCCGGCGGGAUCGGCCUCCCUUGCCCAAGACUCAGCAAUAUCCGCUCCACCAGCUCUGAUGCUCCAAUAAACUUUUUUAUGCUUUUG